This is a messenger RNA of Priapulus caudatus, 591 nucleotides long. RefSeq names its product 40S ribosomal protein S18. Gene Ontology annotation, biological process: translation. Gene Ontology annotation, cellular component: ribosome; small ribosomal subunit; cytosol. The record is from RefSeq and is a predicted model, not a curated record. NCBI's taxonomy places the organism in Eukaryota, Metazoa, Priapulida, Priapulimorpha, Priapulimorphida, Priapulidae. The transcript has 6 exons. Gene Ontology annotation, molecular function: RNA binding; structural constituent of ribosome. The coding region runs from base 86 to 544 and encodes 152 amino acids.
CUCGAUACCAAACUGUACCACCGGAAGUCAACAUACCGCGUAUGGUCGCGCCAUCUGCUUCCUUUUUGAAAUUAACAAGGCAAUCAUGUCGUUGGUGGUGCCAGAAAAGUUUCAGCACAUUUUGCGUGUGAUGAACACGAACAUUGAUGGACAACGCAAAGUCAUGUUUGCCCUUACGGCUAUCAAGGGCUGUGGUCGCCGAUAUGCCAAUGUUGUGUGCAAAAAGGCAGACAUUGACCUGAACAAGCGUGCCGGGGAGCUAAUGGAGGAGGAGGUUGAAAGGAUACUUACUAUCAUGUCCAAUCCAAGACAGUACAAAAUUCCAGACUGGUUCCUCAACAGACAAAAGGAUAUCAAGGAUGGCAAGUACAGUCAGGUAAUGGCCAAUGGUCUUGACAACAAGCUCCGCGAGGAUUUGGAACGUAUGAAGAAGAUUCGUGCUCACCGUGGUCUGCGACACUUCUGGGGGCUGAGAGUGAGGGGCCAGCACACAAAGACUACUGGACGCAGAGGAAGAACUGUUGGUGUGUCGAAGAAGAAGUAAAGUGCUGGUAGACUGUAAUAUAUCAAAUAAAUAUGGUAAACUAAAAA